CAACUGCGAGGGGAAUCCCAACCCUUGGCUCUCCUCACUUGGCUACCACAGCCACUUCUUCCCUGCCUCCGCUUCGCUCGUGUCUUCUCCGUGGGAGGGAGGAGGGACUCGCGGCCGGCUGCAGCGGCGGAUUCUCCUAGAUCUCCGGAGGGAAGGCCGCAGAGGGGCCUCCCGGUGCCAGCGCCGGGGCUCGAACCCGGAUCGCCGGCUUGGAAGAUAACCGAAUCUGUAGCAAAUGGCUGACGGCGAAGACAUCCAGCCCCUUGUGUGUGACAAUGGAACCGGCAUGGUCAAGGCUGGUUUUGCUGGUGACGAUGCACCAAGAGCUGUUUUCCCAAGUAUUGUUGGGCGUCCCCGUCACACUGGUGUGAUGGUUGGCAUGGGGCAGAAGGAUGCGUAUGUUGGUGAUGAGGCCCAGUCCAAGAGGGGUAUCCUGACCUUGAAGUACCCGAUCGAGCAUGGUAUUGUUAGCAACUGGGAUGAUAUGGAGAAGAUCUGGCACCAUACCUUCUAUAAUGAACUCCGUGUUGCGCCCGAGGAACACCCUGUGCUGCUGACUGAAGCCCCACUCAACCCCAAGGCUAACAGGGAGAAGAUGACCCAAAUCAUGUUUGAGACCUUCAAUGUUCCUGCCAUGUAUGUUGCCAUCCAGGCUGUGCUUUCCCUGUACGCCAGUGGACGUACAACAGGUAUUGUGCUGGACUCUGGUGAUGGUGUCAGCCACACUGUGCCAAUCUAUGAAGGUUAUGCCCUUCCUCAUGCCAUCCUCCGUCUUGACCUUGCCGGGCGUGACCUGACUGACAGCCUGAUGAAGAUCCUCACUGAGCGAGGUUACUCCUUCACCACCACUGCUGAACGGGAAAUUGUAAGGGACAUUAAGGAAAAGCUCGCAUAUGUGGCUCUUGACUACGAGCAGGAGCUGGAGAACGCCAAGAGUAGCUCAUCUGUGGAGAAGAGCUAUGAGCUGCCUGAUGGGCAGGUGAUCACUAUUGGGGCAGAGAGAUUCAGAUGCCCCGAGGUCCUCUUCCAGCCUUCCUUCAUUGGUAUGGAAGCUCCUGGCAUCCAUGAGACCACCUACAACUCCAUCAUGAAGUGCGAUGUGGAUAUCAGGAAGGACUUGUAUGGUAACAUUGUGCUCAGUGGUGGCACGACCAUGUUCCCUGGUAUCGCGGACCGUAUGAGCAAGGAGAUCACUGCCCUUGCACCGAGCAGCAUGAAAAUUAAGGUGGUGGCACCGCCUGAGAGGAAAUACAGUGUCUGGAUAGGAGGGUCCAUCCUUGCCUCCCUUAGCACCUUCCAACAGAUGUGGAUCUCGAAGGCGGAGUACGAUGAGUCGGGGCCAGCAAUUGUUCACCGGAAGUGCUUCUAAGCUCAAGGGCCCUCUUUGUCUUCAUUCUCUGUAUCUGUUCCUUUCCUCAAUUCUGUUUCAUGUAAGCUACUGUGUUUGAGACUGCCAGCCUUUGAGCAGGCAGUGUUGUCGGAUUUAUUGUUUUGUGGCUCGCUACAAUGCAUGCAUUGCUCCAGCUCCUUUCCAUGCCAAGUUUGUGCUAGUGGUGAAAACAACAACAACAAAAAAAGGUUGGAAGUUAUCCAAGUACCUAGGAUCAUCUAUUUUGAUUGUACUUGUGCGAGCCACAUUAUUGGUUCUUUUUGUACAUCCAUCUCUGAGAUAUGCAAUUCAUUUGAUUGAUUGCUGUUUGUGCCAA
Molecule: messenger RNA, 1706 nt
Organism: Panicum hallii
Lineage: Eukaryota; Viridiplantae; Streptophyta; Magnoliopsida; Poales; Poaceae
Product: actin-7-like
Exons: 6
Coding region: 236-1369 (377 amino acids)
Source: RefSeq, a predicted model, not a curated record